AUGUCUUCUGACCAAGCUGAGAGUACAGAAAACAGGAAUAUAUCGGAUGGAACUUAUGAUGACGAGGAGGAAGAAGUGAUAAUCGAUCCUCCAAUUUUGAUAACUUCAGUGAAAGUUCAACUUCCUGGAAGUGUCAAAAUCAAACAUUUGUCACAAGAGCUCCGAGAUCUCCUUGUUACCCAUUUAGAUGUUCCAAGCGCAAUUUCAAUGGGCUCAUGGCAAAUGGUAGAGGAUUUUCUAACGGCUAGUGGAACUUUUCAACUAGAGCCUGCAGAUCCCUCAAAUAAAAAUAUCUGGAAGCCUUUUGAAAACCUGCAUGCUCAAAUACUGGUCAAUGCACUGUACAAUGUUGAACGGAUAGACCUGCUUGUAAAAAUGAGGCAAAUGAUCAGAAACAACGUUCAUCUUCAGGAAGCGGAUGAUGUUCCACAAACAUCACAGAAUUUUUCUCAAGCGGUUUCAAUUUCCAACAUCCCCCCUCUGGUACCGUUCACACCAGUCGAUGCAACUAAUACGAUUCUGGUAUUACACUACGAAAAGAAGAAACAAGAGCGAAUAAAUUACAAAUGGUUUCACGACAACUUGGUGCAGCAUUUGGAGAAACAGUCUGACAAAAAUUUGAAAGUAGUUGAUAUAAUUACACUGGAAAAAAAUGACGGAGGAAAUCUACUACAACUACUGGAACACUUGUAUCCUCAGUUCAAACAUAUUAUCGUUUGCUUCAACGAUUCAUUUAUUGACGCCAUCAAAUCUCCCGAUCCAAAGAAAACCUUCUCAUUCCGCAAGUUCCUUCAUGACAAGACUAUUGUCGAGUUUCUUCAAAACAACAACAGGAAUCGACGUUUUCGUUGCGUCGUAAUGCCAGGAAUUACCAAGACUAUUGAAACAAUAUGGGCGAUGGUUACAAACCGCUAUCCGUUUCCCGACAAUUACAACGAACUCCUCGAGAAAUUGUUGGAAAGUAAAGGUGUGAAAGUUAAAAGGCAAUCGUCUGUCACUUUGAAUGAAGAGCAACUGCAAAACGAAAUGCGUCAAAUGGUCACAAAAUAA
Molecule: messenger RNA, 1050 nt
Organism: Caenorhabditis remanei
Lineage: Eukaryota; Metazoa; Nematoda; Chromadorea; Rhabditida; Rhabditidae
Exons: 8
Coding region: 1-1050 (349 amino acids)
Source: RefSeq, a predicted model, not a curated record